This is a messenger RNA of Seminavis robusta, 315 nucleotides long. The record is from the annotation of a GenBank genome assembly. NCBI's taxonomy places the organism in Eukaryota, Bacillariophyta, Bacillariophyceae, Naviculales, Naviculaceae.
AUGAAGCUCGACUACACAGAGGAAGGGCAUGUCAAGAUAGACAUGCGUGACUACGUGGAAGAAAUUCUGGCAGAGGCUCCGGACGACAUGAGUGGUGAGAGCGCAACUCCGGCUGCAGCCCAUCUCUUCCAAGUCAACAACGUGGAUCCGGUGAAGCUUCACGAAUCACUGGCACAAAUGUAUCAUCAUAUUGUGGCCAAGAGUUUGUUCCUAUCGAAAAGAGGACGACCAGAUAUCCAAACUGCCGUGGCAUUUCUGUCCACAAGAGUUAAGAGCCCAGAUGAAGACGACUACAAGAAACUAUGUGUCGCAUGA